UGAGGUAUACAUGUUAGUACAUUUUUUUUCAUUUUUCUCUGAUUAAUCUGGUUUUCAUUAUAGGGGUCUCAGAUAGAACUCAGAAGAAUGGAGGGAAAAUUAUUUUUCCUCCUUUAAAAUCAUCAUAACAAAUGAAGAAACAGACUUGAGAAAGUAAAAUAACUCAAGCUCACUCAGCCAAUAAGCAAUGGGAAUGCCAAAUUUAGGUUUAAAGCUGUUUUGCCAGAAUAUAAUGGGAGAAGGAGCCAUCAUCACUUGGAGAUGAAGCUUCCUAUGAAGGAGAAAACACUGAUGCCUGUGCAAAUCCAAGUGGAGGAGAAAGAAGAUGAUACUGAGGAAAGUUCAAGCGAAGAGGAAGAGGAGGAAAACAAACUACCUCGAAGAGAGAGCAUGAGACCAAAGAGGAAACGGACCAGAGAUGUUAUCAAUGAAGAUGAUCCAGAACCUGAACCAGAGGAUGAAGAAGCAAGGAAGGCCAGAGAGAAAGAGAGAAGGAGGAGGUUAAAGAGAGGAGCGGAAGAAGAAGAAGAAAUAGAUGAAGAGGAAUUGGAAAGAUUGAAGGCAGAGUUAGAUGAGAAAAGACAAAUGAUUGCUACUGUCAAAUGCAAGCCUUGGAAAAUGGAGAAGAAAAUUGAAGUUCUCAAGGAAGCAAAAAAAUUCGUGAGCGAAAAUGAAGGGGCUCUUGGGAAAGGAAAAGGGAAACGGUGGUUUGCAUUUAAGAUGAUGAUGGCCAAGAAAUGGGCAAAAUUUCUCCGAGAUUUUGAGAACUUCAAAGCUGCUUGUGUCCCAUGGGAAAAUAAAAUCAAGGCAAUUGAAAGUCAGUUUGGCUCAUCAGUGGCUUCAUACUUCCUCUUCUUGAGAUGGAUGUAUGGAGUAAAUAUGGUUCUCUUUAUCCUGACAUUCAGCCUUAUCAUGUUGCCAGAGUACCUCUGGGGUCUGCCGUAUGGCAGUUUACCUAGGAAAACGGUUCCCAGGGCUGAGGAGGCGUCAGCAGCCAACUUUGGGGUCCUGUAUGAUUUCAAUGGCUUGGCUCAAUAUUCCGUCCUCUUUUAUGGCUAUUACGACAACAAACGAACAAUUGGAUGGAUGAAUUUCAGACUGCCACUCUCCUAUUUUCUGGUGGGGAUCAUGUGCAUUGGAUACAGUUUUCUGGUUGUCCUUAAAGCGAUGACCAAAAAUAUUGGUGAUGACGGAGGUGGUGAUGAUAACACUUUCAACUUUAGCUGGAAGGUGUUCACUAGCUGGGACUACCUUAUUGGCAACCCUGAAACAGCAGACAACAAAUUCAAUUCUAUCACAAUGAACUUUAAGGAAGCUAUAAUAGAAGAAAGAGCAGCCCAAGUAGAAGAAAACAUCCACUUGAUCAGAUUCCUGAGGUUUCUUGCUAACUUCUUCGUGUUUCUAACACUUGGCGGGAGUGGAUACCUCAUCUUUUGGGCUGUGAAGCGAUCCCAGGAAUUUGCGCAGCAAGAUCCUGACACCCUUGGGUGGUGGGAAAAAAAUGAAAUGAACAUGGUCAUGUCCCUCCUGGGGAUGUUCUGUCCUACACUAUUUGACUUAUUUGCUGAAUUGGAAGACUACCAUCCCCUCAUUGCUCUGAAAUGGCUACUGGGACGCAUUUUUGCUCUUCUUUUAGGCAACCUGUAUGUAUUUAUUCUUGCCCUGAUGGAUGAGAUUAACAACAAGAUUGAAGAGGAGAAGCUAGUAAAGGCCAAUAUUACCCUAUGGGAAGCCAACAUGAUCAAGGCCUACAAUGCAUCCCUUGCUGGAAAUACGACAGGGCCACCCUUUUUUGUGCACCCUGCAGAUGUACCUCGAGGACCCUGCUGGGAAACAAUGGUGGGGCAGGAAUUUGUGCGACUGACUGUCUCUGAUGUUCUGACCACCUAUGUUACAAUUCUCAUUGGGGACUUUCUCCGAGCAUGCUUUGUGAGGUUUUGCAACUACUGCUGGUGCUGGGAUUUGGAAUACGGAUAUCCUUCAUACACUGAGUUUGACAUCAGCGGCAAUGUCCUUGCUCUGAUCUUCAAUCAAGGAAUGAUCUGGAUGGGCUCCUUCUUCGCUCCCAGCCUCCCAGGCAUCAAUAUCCUUCGGCUCCAUACAUCCAUGUAUUUCCAGUGCUGGGCUGUGAUGUGUUGCAAUGUUCCUGAGGCCAGGGUCUUCAAAGCUUCCAGAUCGAACAACUUCUACCUGGGAAUGCUCUUGCUCAUCCUCUUCCUGUCCACCAUGCCCGUCCUGUACAUGAUCGUGUCCCUCCCACCAUCUUUUGAUUGUGGCCCCUUCAGGUUCUUACCUUUGCGAUUCCUUUUGGGCAUAGUUUUCUUUCAGAGGUGGAAGUGGAUGCCAUGGCUAAUUAAGAUCUUGAGACAGCUUUCUAAUCCUGGACUGGUUAUUGCUGUUGUUUUGGUCAUGGCUUUGACCAUCUAUUAUCUCAAUGCCACUGCAAAGGGCCAGAAGGCAGCAAAUUUGGAUCUAAAGAAGAAGAUGAAACAGCAAGCUUUGGAGAACAAAAUGCGAAACAAGAAAAUGGCAGCUGCCCGAGCAGCUGCAGCUGCUGGUGGCCAGUAAUUUUCAUGGAUAUUCUGGAGGCCCAGAAGUGUUCCUCAUCAUGCAUUUCUAAGUCAGUGACUCUCGUGAAGGCCCAGAGGACAAAGCAUGAAGAGUUGAUGCUACCCUGUUCUAAACCUGAUGGAUUAUCAAGGUCUCGCUGAUCAAUCAAGGCAUCACUUGCCCUAACUAAAAAAAGCAAGAGUCUCUACCUUAUUCCAAAUUAAGGAUUUGUUCCCCCACCACCACUUUCUCUCCUGAACCACUCCCCUGACAUUUUCUUUAAUGAACUGAGCUUAAAAGUGUGUGUGAUCCUCCAGUAUGGAUCACUAGCUUACUUGCUGGGUUAAUUUAAAAAUCUUUUGCUCAUAUGGACUUUCAUUUUAUACAUUUAUUCUGCCUUAGUUUUCUUAGUCUGGAAAUGGGGAUAUUUCACCCUCUUUUUUUCUUCUAAAUUCAGAAAUAUCUUGAUAAAGUAUUCAUUGUAAUCAUUCAUUAACUCACUUUUUUGAAAUUAUCUUGUUUUCCCUUUUCAUUCUGUCUCCCCAUCCGUGGUUCAUCCAGAAAUGCAUAUCCCAAACCUUUUUGUUUAUGUUGGAUUCAGUAUGAGAAGAAAUGGGCUUUUUAGAAGAAAAAUCUCAAGUGAAUUAGGGGCCUGAUCAACACUGGGUUGAAGGUCUUGACACCUUGAGGGGUAUAUUAGUCUUACUUUACUUUAAAUCUAACUUUGUGAGUUAAAAGAAAAAUGACAACAUUAAGUGAGUACUGUUCCUCAGUACUAUUCCUCAGAGUACAGUCUGAUCACUACCUCCAAUGACCAUAUCUCCUGAGUUUGGAGUCUAAAAUUCUAUACUUUUUCUUUGCUUUUUUGUUAAGGUUAGGAAAACACAUACUAUUAUAGGGGGGUGAUUUAUACCUAUGUUUAAGCAUUUUUAUUUUGUUAGAAUUUAAAUUGACUUUGACUAGUAACAAUCAAUGCACUCAACCAACUUUGUUUCAUGACUUCAAUUAUAUCUCUUAAGUCAGUGUCUCCACCAUUACCCCUAGCCCAUCCCCAGCUAAGCCAAUUUGCCUGCCAUUCCCUAUAGUUGAUUUACUAAUUUUGUAUUACUCUCUCUUUGAGUUUUUCCUCCUGGCCAUAGAGUGAGCACUCUGUUCUUCUGCCAAUCCUUGUGCUAGUCACUUCCAUCAAACCAAAUUCAAGAUUACUUCCUCUGGUCAAAUUUGCCUGACUAGCCUCCAUUACCAAUCAUAUAACUCCCUUUAUAGGCUCCCUUUGGACUCGCCUAUCUUUAAUGCAGAGUUUGUUAUUCUACUGAUUUUUCUGUAAUUUGUAAUUUAAAA
Molecule: messenger RNA, 3891 nt
Organism: Odocoileus virginianus texanus
Lineage: Eukaryota; Metazoa; Chordata; Mammalia; Artiodactyla; Cervidae
Source: RefSeq, a predicted model, not a curated record